This is a messenger RNA of Anoplophora glabripennis (Asian longhorned beetle), 3433 nucleotides long. RefSeq lists its product as uncharacterized. Lineage: Eukaryota; Metazoa; Arthropoda; Insecta; Coleoptera; Cerambycidae. The record is from RefSeq and is a predicted model, not a curated record. Gene Ontology annotation, molecular function: scavenger receptor activity. The transcript has 16 exons. The coding region runs from base 20 to 3310 and encodes 1096 amino acids. Gene Ontology annotation, cellular component: membrane; cytoplasm.
UACGGCAGAAAAUAGUUGUAUGAGUCCUGUCAAGCGCUCAUCUAUUUUAUCUUUUAUUUUUCCAAAAGCGUAUUUGGUUAGAAACGUUGUAGAUACGAUUAGACGGUUUUAUAACUUAAUGGUUCAGUCAGCAACCAAAAUUAAAAUGAAGUUACCGUUGAAAUUAGGGAUCGGUUCGUCCGUUCUAUUUGUUUUCAUAGUUUUGGUGGGAUUUGUGGUAUUUCCGAAGAUGAUAACCUCUAAAAUUAAAUCGAUGGUUAAUCUUAAACCUGGAACUGAAAUAAGAGACAUGUUUCUUAAAAUUCCAUUCGGUUUAGAAUUUAGAGUAUAUAUUUUUAACGUAACCAAUCCAAUGGAAGUUCAAAGAGGUCAGGCGCCAUCAUUGAAGGAGGUUGGACCGUUCUGCUACGAAGAAUGGAAGGAAAAAGUGGACGUGCAGGAUAUGGAAGGAGAUGACACUAUUUUAUACAACGCAAAAGACACGUUCAUUCAGGUAAUGUGGCCUGGAUGUCUUUCAGGAACUGAAGUAGUCACUAUUCCACAUCCAAUGAUACUUGGUAUGGUUAACACGGUUGUGAUUCAAAAACCAGGAGCACUAACACUGGUAAACAAGGCCAUAAAAUCAAUUUACUCAAACCCUGCAUCAAUAUUUCUAACAGCGAAAGCCAACGAUAUCCUUUUCGACGGAGUAAUUAUAAACUGCGAUGUCAAAGAUUUUGCUGGGAAGGCCAUAUGUUCGCAAUUAAAAGAGGCACCUACCUUGAGACAUGUCAGUGAAAACGAACUUGCUUUUGCUCUGUUAGCUCCUAAAAAUGCUACGCCUGGCAAACGCAUAAAGGCAGCCAGAGGCGUUAAUAAUUUUAAGGAUGUAGGAAGGAUUCUGGAAUAUGAUGGAGUUGAUAAAAUAGAUGUAUGGCCAACUGAUGAGUGCAAUGCUAUUAGGGGUACCGAUGGCACUAUUUUUCCACCCUUGCUGAGCGAGGAGGAAGGGCUUGUUUCAUUCGCUCCAGAUUUAUGCAGAUCUCUUGUGGCCGAAUAUCAGCAAAAAACUAAAUACGACGGAAUUCCUGUUCGCAAAUACUCGGCGACAUUAGGCGACAUGUCCAAAAAUGAGGAUGAAAAAUGCUACUGUCCCACACCGGAAACGUGCUUGAAAAAAGGCAUUAUGGACCUUUACAAGUGCAUAGGAGUUCCUAUUUAUGUAUCUUUACCUCAUUUCUAUGAGACCCAUGAAAGCUACUUGAAAGGUGUCAAUGGUUUAAGACCGGACAAGAGCAAACAUGAAAUUAUAAUUUUGUUCGAAGGAAUGACAGGUGGUCCAGUUUAUGCAAAGAAACGUCUGCAGUUUAAUAUGCCUCUACAGGCAAAUCCAAAAGUGGACAUAUUUAACAACUUUACUGAGACAGUUUUGCCAAUAUUUUGGGUAGAAGAGGGAGUAGAACUUAACAAUACAUUCACGAAACCACUGAAGGACCUUUUCAAGAUACAAAAGAUAGUUAAAAUCACAACAUGGACCGUUCUUCUUGGCUCCCUUUUAGGUUUAUCUGCAGCAGGAUACCUAUUCUUUAAAGAAAGUGGAACAGCGGAUAUCACUCCAGUUCACAAAGUCCACCCUUCGGAUUCCCGGAAAACAAUCUCAACUGUGAGCGGCAAUAACCUGGAAGGAAUUGAUAAUCAUGCUAUGACAAAGACUGAUACCGAUUAUUUAUUUUACCAUAAAAUGAUAUUAUUACAUAAGCUUUCGAUGGCUGGUGGGUCCCUCAUAGUGUUUUCUGUGGUGUUUGGAUUUCUUGCUUUUGAACAAAUUUUAAAAUUCGGCAUAAGAGAUCAAACUGCUCUCAGAAAAAGAAAUGCAAUCAGAAGUUUAUACUUGAAAUUACCAUUUCCAUUAGACUUCCACGUAUAUUUUUUUAAUGUAUCAAAUCCUAUGGAGGUACAAACUGGUUCCAUUCCCAUCUUGGAAGAAAUUGGUCCAUACUGCUAUGAUGAAUACGUGGAGAAAGUUGAUGUUGUGGAUAAUGAUGGAGAUGAUAGUUUAACCUACAGUCCUUAUUCAGUGUAUAAGUUUAAUCAAGAAAAAUCUGGUAUACUAAGAGAUGAUGAUUACGUCACUGUAAUUCAUCCUUUAAUUAUUGGCAUGGUUAACCUUGUCAAUAGAGAUAUGCCAGCCUUGCUGCCCAUCGUCAAUAAAGCAAUUGGUUUGAUAUUUCCCGAUCUUGAGUCUAUAUAUUUAACAGCAAAAGUAAAGGACAUAUUAUUUGAUGGAAUGGCAAUUAAUUGUAAAGUAACGGAGUUUCCAGCUAAAGCUGUAUGCACACAAAUAAAAUCGAAGAUUCCUGGAAUAAAGACAACUGGAAAUGAGGUUUACUUAUUUUCUCUUCUUGGACCUAGAAAUGCUACAAAGGGAAAGAGGGUAAAAGUAUUAAGGGGGAUUUCAAAAUCUAAAGACUUAGGAAAAAUUUUAGAAGUAGAUGGCAAACGAGAAAUACAUUUAUGGGGAACGCCAGAAUGCAAUACUUUGAGAGGGACGGAUGGCUGGAUUUUUCCACCUCUUCUAGAACCGGAAGAAGAGAUAUCAACUUAUGUAUCGGAUAUGUGCAGGAGUGUGAGUGUUCCUCCAGCGGGAACCACAGUAUUAAAAGGAAUCAAUGUACUCCACUACGACAUGGACUUAGGAGACAUGGACCAUAAUGAAGAUGAAAAAUGUUACUGCGAUACCCCUAAAACUUGCCUGAAGAAAGGAGUAUUCGACUUAUCCAAAUGUCUGGGAGUGCCGAUUUACGUGACCCUUCCUCAUUUCCUCAAAACAGAUGAAAUUUACUUUAAGCAAGUUAAAGGAAUGCAUCCUCUUCCUGAUAAGCAUAAACUAGAAGUAUUUUUCGAACCUAUGACUGCAGCUCCUAUUGCAGCAUAUAAACGUAUACAGUUCAAUUUACCAAUAGCGCCCAACAACAAAAUAACAUUAAUGAAAAAUCUACCGGUAGCUCUUCAUCCAUUACUUUGGGUACAGGAGAGUGUAGAUCUCGAAGGACCCCUUUUAAAGAAAGUGAAAAGUAUAUUCGUAGUAGUAAAAGCAGUUAAGGUAGCUAGAUGGUUUGGAAUAGCUGUGGGAAUUGCAAUAAUCGGUUAUGCAAACUUCCACUAUUUUAACAACAAGAAAGAAGUCAAAAUAACACCAGUGCAUCAUCCUCAAACCGUUUCUAAUAGCCUUACUGAAAGUAACUCAAAUAGAGCAAGUAUUAAGGAAAGUAAUGUCGAUAAGAGAAAAGUUAGAUCAAUUCUAAACGGACAUGAAUUUGACAGAUAUUAAUUUGAAAAUAUUUGAAAUCAGUAUCUUUUAAUAUCAUGGAUCAAAACUGUGAUGAAUUUUAUUAAUUAACUUGAAUUUUUACUCAUUUGAAUUUACAGGUGUCUUACAAAUUGUCAACUACCU